Molecule: messenger RNA, 1952 nt
Organism: Macadamia integrifolia
Lineage: Eukaryota; Viridiplantae; Streptophyta; Magnoliopsida; Proteales; Proteaceae
Product: threonine synthase, chloroplastic-like
Exons: 1
Coding region: 130-1746 (538 amino acids)
Biological process (GO): L-cysteine biosynthetic process
Cellular component (GO): cytoplasm
Molecular function (GO): pyridoxal phosphate binding; threonine synthase activity
Source: RefSeq, a predicted model, not a curated record
AGCGGAGCACUAACAGCUAAUCUCUCUCUCUCUCUCUCUCUCUCUCUCAUUUGGCUCUGCAAUCUCUGCCUUCGCCACUGCUUCUCUCUCCCCAAGAAAUCGAAGAAGCGGAGAAAGCGAGGGAGAGUAAUGGCUUCCUUGUCUCAGUUUCAUGCGUCUCACUCCUUUUCCGGCCACAAAUCGAUAACCCUCCAUCGAAACCCUCGAAGAAUCGAUUCACAUUCUUCACAUUUGAUAAUCCGGGCGACUUCUUUAUCGUCGGAUAACUCUCCGGCACUAUCACAGUCACCGUCGUCUUCUGCCGCUGCAGCACCCACUGCUCUUAAGCAUCGCCGUCCGGCUGAUGAGAACAUUCGAGAAGAAGCCCGCCGUCACAACAACUGCACCCACGGCCAUGGCUUCUGCGCCAAAUACGUCCCAUUUAACGCAGAUCCUUCAUCGACGGAAUCAUAUUCCCUAGAUGAGAUCGUCUACCGUAGCCGGUCCGGUGGCCUACUCGAUGUCCAGCACGACAUGGACGCUCUCAAGAAGUUCGAUGGAAAUUACUGGAAGUCCCUCUUCGAUUCCCGAGUCGGCAAGACUACUUGGCCUUACGGCUCCGGCGUUUGGAGCAAGAAGGAGUGGGUUCUUCCUGAAAUCGAUAGUGACGACAUUGUCAGCGCUUUUGAGGGUAAUUCAAAUCUUUUCUGGGCUGAGCGUUUUGGCAAACAGUUUCUGGGCAUGGGCGAUCUCUGGGUUAAGCAUUGUGGGAUUAGCCAUACUGGGAGUUUCAAGGAUCUGGGAAUGACUGUUUUGGUUAGCCAAGUGAAUCGGUUGAGGAGGAUGAAUCGACCGGUUGUUGGUGUUGGUUGUGCUUCUACCGGAGACACUUCUGCGGCUCUCUCUGCCUAUUGCGCCGCCGCUGGGAUUCCAUCCAUUGUGUUCCUCCCUGCCAACCGGAUCUCAAUUGCCCAAUUAGUUCAACCCAUCGCGAAUGGGGCUUUUGUUCUUAGUCUUGAUACAGACUUUGAUGGAUGCAUGCAGUUGAUUCGAGAGGUUACUUCGGAGCUGCCUAUCUAUCUUGCGAACUCUUUGAACAGUCUGAGGCUUGAAGGUCAGAAGACAGCUGCCAUCGAGAUACUGCAACAAUUCGAUUGGGAAGUACCAGAUUGGGUUAUUAUUCCUGGAGGAAAUCUUGGCAAUAUCUAUGCUUUCUAUAAGGGUUUCCAUAUGUGCAAAGAAUUAGGGCUAGUUGAUAGGAUCCCAAGGCUUGUUUGUGCUCAAGCUGCGAAUGCCAAUCCGCUUUACCUUUAUUAUAAGUCAGGGUGGUCUGAUUUCAAGGCAGUGAAAGCUAAUACUACUUUUGCUUCUGCUAUACAGAUUGGAGACCCUGUAUCUAUUGAUCGAGCUGUUUAUGCUCUACAGAAUUCAAAUGGGAUUGUUGAAGAAGCAACUGAAGAGGAACUGAUGGAUGCCAUGGCACAAGCUGAUUCCACUGGGAUGUUCAUAUGUCCUCACACUGGUGUUGCUCUGUCAGCUUUGUUUAAGCUUAGGAAAAGUGGGGUUAUUGGGCCGACAGAUCGAACAGUGGUGGUCAGUACUGCUCAUGGAUUGAAAUUUACCCAAUCUAAAAUUGAUUACCACUCCAAGGAGAUUCCAGACAUGGCUUGCAGGUUUGCUAACCCUCCUGUGCAUGUUAAAGCAGAUUUCGGAUCAGUUAUGGAUGUUCUGAAGAAGUAUUUGUUGAGUAAGGAUUCAAAAAUUUAGUUCUUUUUCUGGGCACUGUAAGCUCUUGUACUCUUUUAACAUAUCUAUUUGGUUUUAGCCGUUUAGGGUAUUCCUAUUGCAAUGUUUAUCCAUUUCCUUCAUUGAUGCUUCUUUGAAGGUAUUGAAAUGGUAGUUUUUGGCAGAGGAAUACCAUUUUGUAAUGGCUUUUUGAUGUAUAAGAUUGGUAAGAAGUGUUUCAUUUUGCA